UAAUUAUAUAUGUUACAAGUUGAAAAAUUAUCUAUUUAAUAAAUGAAAAAUUAAAUGAAGUGAAAAUGAUGUGUGAUAAGUUAGAGAUGUCUGAACAUUUAUAAAAUCGAAAAGUUUAGUGUUUAUCUACAAACAAAAAGUGGACUCGCCCAAAAGUAAUAUCUUUUGUGUACCUUUACACGACCUUGAUAAAUUAAAGACAUUUGUUUAAGCUUAAUAUAAAAUUUUAAUUUUUUGUGUUUACCUUAAAAUUAUUUUUAUUUAAAAAAUUAAAAGAAGAAAUACAAAUUCAUUAGAAAUAAUACGCCGCCAUCUUUAAAUUAAUAAAAAUUGUUUAAAGUAAAUAAUAAUAUUUGCGAGUUCUGUAAUGUACCCAGGAAAUCCAGUAGCUGAAUCUACUUUAUUGAAUACCAAAAGUAAUUUAAGACAACCGUUUCAAAUACUCCCCACAGCUGAAUUCAGUUUUGUCCAUUGUAAAAGAAAAGGUAUAUUUAUACAUCCCGACGCAAUGUUUACAAACGCUGUCCUAAAUCGUUUUACGCAAUGCUCAUGGAUAAGUAAAUUAUAUUAAGACGAUUUAAGACAAAACAUUUAAUACCGUUUUCGUCUUUAAUCGUUUUUAAUAUAUACAUCGUAACGAGUAACAAAAUUUUAUCAACAAACAACACUGACCAUUUUCGAUAAGAGAAAUCGUGCGUCGUUUUUGUCAAUACAAUAAUUAUUUUUAAUUCUUUAUUUCAAAACUUCAUAAUGAAAUUAUUGGAGAGUUCACGCUUUGAGGCAAUCAAUAAUGGAUUGUACAUUGAAACUGGUGAUAGUAAUAUUCGUGGUCGCAUUGAAAGUUAUUCAUGUAAGAUGGCUGGUAACGAUAAAGCCCUAUAUAAACGUUUCAAUGCUGAACAACAUCCCCAUGAUUUACAAGCACUGUCACCACCAGAAGGUUUAAGUCCUGGACGUUCCACAUACAGCCGUAGUAUAUCCGGUGAUGAAGAAGGUCCUUUGUGUGAUACCAUCAGUCGUAAAACUUUGUUUUACUUGAUUGCCACAUUAAAUGCAUCAUUUCAACCAGACUAUGAUUUUUCUGAUGCAAAGAGUCAUGAAUUCAGCAAAGAACCUUCUUUAAAUUGGGUAGUGAAUGCCGUCGAUACGAAUUUAAAUGCAACAGCUGGUGAUGCUUUUCGUGGUUUACGUCCAGCAUUAUGGUCCGCUAUCAAUGAUGAAAUUAAUUUGAAUGAAUGUGAUAUUUAUUCAUAUAAUCCUGAUUUUGUCAGUGAUCCAUUCACUGAAGAUGGAUGUCUUUGGUCAUUUAAUUACUUCUUUUAUAACAAGAAAUUGAAGCGGAUUGUGUUCUUUUCAUGCCGAGCAAUCAAUCCUUGUUACGCGAUUGAUUCUGGUGUUGGCAGUGAUUUUACAAUGGAUGAAGAUGACGAUUUUGAGUAACUUUUUUAAAACAUAUUAUAUAAAUAUAACAAGUUUUUUUUUUUUAAACAAAUUUAUGAUAGAUAAAUAACACAUGUAACCAUUAUUUAGAAGUUUUCUCCCAUUUUUCCUAGUUGUAAUAAUCUUUUUUUAAAAUAAUUAUUUUGGUGUUUUUAAGAAUAAAAUUUAAAAAAUUGGAUUGAGAACCCUUUGAUUCAGAAAUUGAUUCAUUUAAUUUAAAUUCUUUCGAGUUCACUGGAAGGUAACAUUUUAGACUAGAAAUUGGAUUAUUCUUUAAUGGUAAUUUUUUUUAUUCAAAUCAUACUCUCAACUGAUUUUAUCUUAAGUUGAGCUAAAAAGGAUUUUUCCAGUUUUGGACAAAUGUCAUCAUCUCACCAAUUACUAUCUUCUUUAGAAAAUUUAAUUUUAAACAAGAAACUAACAUUUAUAAGACAAAACGUUAAAAAUUCCAGGCAAAAACUGUACACACUGUUUUUUUCAUGAUAGUAACUAAAUAGGUUGAUGAUUUAUUUUGAACAAAUCGGUGUUUGAACUCUUAUUUUGAUGAUUUAAUCAAAUGGAUCAACUUUGGUAUCAAAGUAAUUCAAUUAUCCUUAUUAUAAAAAAAAAAUAAUUAACCAGAAAAGUAAUUAAUAGUUCAUAAUUACAAAAAAAAAAUAAUAAUAAUUGACAAAAACAUAUAUUUUUUAAAUAUUUUUCUCUUGGUUAGUGUUGAUUGUUGAAUAUAACAAUUUUCUUACUCAUGUACUCUCUGAAACAUAAGUGCAGGUGAGAGCUGCUGUGAGAACUUAUGUUUCCGUUUGUACACGAUGUGUUUUUUUUUUUU
Messenger RNA from Chrysoperla carnea, 2266 nucleotides. It is a transcript of the gene Maf1, whose product is annotated as repressor of RNA polymerase III transcription MAF1 homolog. The coding region runs from base 751 to 1440 and encodes 229 amino acids. Gene Ontology annotation, cellular component: nucleus. Gene Ontology annotation, molecular function: RNA polymerase III core binding. Lineage: Eukaryota; Metazoa; Arthropoda; Insecta; Neuroptera; Chrysopidae. The record is from RefSeq and is a predicted model, not a curated record. The transcript is spliced from 4 exons. Gene Ontology annotation, biological process: negative regulation of transcription by RNA polymerase III.